Messenger RNA from Seminavis robusta, 1125 nucleotides. The record is from the annotation of a GenBank genome assembly. NCBI's taxonomy places the organism in Eukaryota, Bacillariophyta, Bacillariophyceae, Naviculales, Naviculaceae.
AUGGACCUUGAACUCUCUAUACCAGUCUCCAAGAGGCGAAGAGACUGGGGUGAUGAUGAGAAUCCUUCAUCGGUGCAGCAAUCUUCCAUUCUCUCAUUCUUUUGUCGGUCCUCAAAAAAGAACCGUGCAGUGCCUCCACCACGACGGCAAUCCAACAAGCGCGGCAAUGAUGUGGUUGGUACUGUUCCAGCUUCCUUCGACAAGUGUCAAAUGGACAGCGGGAAAGUGGAUCCAGUAACUCCCGACAAUGACCAGCCAGGUGCUACCAGAAUCAAAAUGCCCCAACAGAAUGGUACCACUAAUUCUAUUGCUCCUCGUCAAGCAUCAAUCAACACCACAACCAAACCCAAGAAGAAACAGAAGAAGCAGCAACAACUCUAUUUGGAUUUUGGACAGCGAGAUUUUGGAAAGCAAAUUGUAUGCCAGACCUGUGGUAUGCUCUAUGUACACGGUGUCGAGGAGGAUAUCAAAUUGCACGAACGAAUCUGCAAAGACUACCACGAAGGAGUCUCAUUCCACCCACAAUCCUGUCGCAUUGUGGACAAAGCAACCACCAAGAAAGACGGAGGUUUUAUUGUAGAAGUGCGCCCAUCCGAUAGCUAUGCUCAACGUCAAAAGGUCAAACAAGCCAUGGUCAUUGUGGAUAAGGAAUUGGGAUUUGCCCCUCAAUCAACAGCCGACGCUGCAUCACAAGACGGCGAAAAACCAAAAACGGUAUACUUGUUUAUCCGACAAAAGCAUAUUGUUGGGGUUUUGAGUGUCGAGAUGAUCAAACAGGCAUUUCCAUUGGUUCAGCCCGCCACGGACGACGACAGCACGGACGACAAUCCACAACCAUUGCAACAGUUGGCACGAUCCCAGACACCCACUCACGCCAUUUUGGGCAUUCACAAGAUCUGGGUCCAUUCCACGGCGCGAAAGCAAAAGGUGGCCUCUCGGUUGAUGGAUGCUGCCAGAGCCCGCAUGGUGUAUGGAACUGUCGUAUCACCGCACAUGGUGGCCUUUUCCAGUCCUACUGAAGCCGGAGCACGGUUUGCCCGGCAAUAUUUGCAACGGAAAACUGCCAAGGAUCCCAACAAGAUUUCUUCUCCACCCACAGUAUUGGUUUAUGAUUUGCCACUGUAG